Molecule: messenger RNA, 7671 nt
Organism: Cyanistes caeruleus (blue tit)
Lineage: Eukaryota; Metazoa; Chordata; Aves; Passeriformes; Paridae
Source: RefSeq, a predicted model, not a curated record
AUGUCUAGAUGCCAGGGCCACUGGCGCCACAGGACUGAGGAGAAUGAGAAGCAUGAGAAGCUCUGCCUGGAGAGGGAGCAGGAGCAGAAGAAGGCAGGCAAGGCCAGCGUGCCCCGGGCCAACAGUGCCCUAUCCCCGGAGGAGCCCCGGAGUGAACUGCUGGUGCCCAUCUCCCCGCCGGGCCCGGUGCCCCUGCCGCCCCCGCCCCUGGCAGCUCCCAUUUCAGUCAUUCCCAUCCCUGUUGUCACCAGUUCCCCCCAGCAAGCAGCCCAGACCGCCCUGUCGCCGCCGCUUGUGCAACGCCACCAGCCCCUGGUGAGCAGUCCCGGGGUCCCCAAGGAGGCGCCGUCGGUGGCACCAGUGAUCCAGCGGCCACCGGGCCCACACCUGCCGGAUGGGAAAGCCACGACCCCGCCGGCGGGCAGCCCCAAGCAGCUGCAGCACUACGCGGCACCGGUGCUGGCCAUCUCCCAGCACCAUGUGGUCCCACAGCCCAUCCAGCCCCUGCAGCACCCGGCAGCAGCGCCCGCGCCGCUUGGCGCUCUCAAGCUGGCGCCGGCAGACGACAUGAAACCCAUCGAGCUUAAGAAGAGAAUUGGAGGGGUUGGGACCAGGGAAGUACAUAAUAAAUUGGAGAAGAACAGACGUGCACAUUUGAAAGAGUGCUUUGAGACGUUAAAGCGCAACAUCCCCAACGUAGAUGACAAGAAGACCUCAAACCUCAGUGUCCUCAGGAGUGCCUUGCGAUACAUCCAGACUUUAAAGAGGAAGGAAAAGGAAUACGAGCACGAGAUGGAGCGGCUGGCAAGAGAGAAGAUCGCUACCCAGCAGCGGCUGGCAGAACUGAAGAACGAGUUGAGCCAGUGGAUGGAUGUCUUGGAGAUUGACAGAAUUAUUCGACAGACAGUUCAGCCAGAGGAUGACCAGGCAUCUACCUCGACAGCAUCAGAGGGUGAAGACAACAUGGAUGAAGAUAUGGAAGAUGACAGGCCAGUGAACUCAUUACCAAAACUCACCCAGCGCCAGCACCCAGAGCUGCUGAAAGCCGUCCCCCCCAGUGCUGCUCCCUCCCUCCCCACGGUCCUGCCCCCACACGUGUCCAUCCAGCAGAAGCCCCACGCCCAGCCCUCCCUCCAGACACAAGCACUGGUCCCGCCGCAAGCGAUCGUUCCUGCACAGACUCACAUCGUGGCGGCCUCGACCGUGCAAUCGACUGUUAUCGCCCACACGGCCACCACCCACGCCUCGGUCAUCCAGACUGUCAACCACGUCAUUCAGGGUCCACAGACCAAGCACAUUGCUCACAUUGCACCUUCUACAUCCAGCCCCGUGCAACUCACCACUGCUGCUCAGCCCAUCGGCCACAUCACUGUGCACCCAGCCACCAUCAACCACAUGGCCCACCUGGGCCCACAGCUGCCCAUCUACCCGCAGCCCGUGGCCGUCAGCCAGCCCGUCGUGAGCCACAUCGCUCACACCAUCUCGCACCAGCAAGUGAACGGCACCACGAGCCUGGGCCAGCCGGCUGUGAUGGCCAAGCCGGCCGUGGGAACCCAAGUUGUCCAUCACCCGCAGCUGGUCGGGCAGACGGUCCUAAACCCCGUGACUAUGGUGACCAUGCCGUCAUUCCCGGUGAGCACGCUGAAGCUGGCCUAGAGGGGACGGUCCAACGGCGAGGUCUUUGUUGGGAACCUUUCCUAAGGAAACUCCAUACAUUCCAACCACGUGCGGCUCGGCGGGAGGAAGCGUGGGAAUGCCAGGAGUGGCGGGGAUGGGCUGUCCCAGCCGCUCGGUGCCCGCCUGCCGCCGGGACGGGGCCGCUCCGUGCUCAGAGCCGCUCAUCUGAGAAACUUCAAAGACAGUUGUUCAUGGUGAUUUUUUUUCCUUUUAUGUGUAAUGAGUGAACUAUGGAUAUGAUGUUCUUAAGACUUUAAUUUUGCCCUCUUAUGUGUUGCUUCUUUGUAGAAUAAAAAUUGCCGAUCUCUUUAUUGAGACAUUGCGUAGAAUGGGAAAAAAAAUCAUAGAAGUCUAUAUUUAUAUAUAUGUGUGUAUGUGUGUGUAUAUAUAUAUAUGUAUAUACAUAUAUAUAUAAAUAUAACAUUUGAAGGCCUUUUGUAAGGUUGAUUAUUUUGCAGGAUUAUGAGACAAAAUUAAUUUUUGGAGGAAGAAGACAGAGUGUCCUCUCUAAAUAAGAAACUAUAAGAUAGAUGGUUUGGUGGACCAGAGUACAGUGACAAAAAAAAAUCCCCAACAACAAACCACGAGUCAAACCAUAUUAAAGGUAUUUCCCAUCAAUAUAUUACAUUUCAAAAACCAUCUAAAAUCACUGUGACUUGUUACGGCAUUUUAAGGAAAUUCUCUGUCCUGUCUAAUAAAAGGAAAAAGAAUACACAACCAGACUUGGUUUGUUGCCAUUUUAUAAAUUACUUGAUUUUUUAUAGUUAUGUCAAAAAAAAUACUGGUUUUUAUUAUUUUAAUGAUUGGCAAUGCUUUGUUUGGAUGUUUUCUCGGGCGUUUGUAUAUUGUCUGGCUUGGUUUACUGAUGCAAUAAUUGGUUUUGCAGAUCUCUGUGCGUGGCAUGGCCCCGGUCAGGGUCCCUCCUGCCGGUCCAAGCCACCCUAGGUUUCUCGGGUUUGUUGUUUGGCAGAGACACAUUGUGCUGGCAGCUUGCAGGGCGUUUCUGUGGCCUGGUGAAUGGAUCCUGGGACAAGAAGACCAAGAGAAAUGAGGUAGAUUUGCUGCAUGGGUUAAUGUUUGUUAGUUUGUUCUGUCCUGAACACGCUUUGGUGUGGGAGCCAGUGGGUUUGGAAAGGGAUAAAAGGGGAUGUGGUUCCCUUCCAGAGUGCAGGCAGUUCAAGCAGCUUUGUUCCCUUUGACAGGGAAGCAGUCUCUUCUUACGCAGGAUAAGGGUUUGCUGCAGGAAAUCAGUGUGAGAGCUCAUGUCUGGCAGUGAGAUGUGCACCAAAGAACCCUCAUCCCUCAGGACCCUCCUGUUCCCCUUCCCAGUGGUUGGGGCAGACCUGUCUGAGGUCAGUGGCAAAUCCCAGAGAGCCAGGAGAGGAGGAAUGCUGUUGUGCUGCUCGCUGAAUGUUCUGGUCCUUGCACUGUGUGUGUAGUAACUGCUGUGAAUGACCUCCAUUCUGUCUUCCUCUCUUUUUAAAACAAGUAUUCCACAGUCCUUACUGCAGGCAAAAUGCUGCUGUAGCCAGCAGCCGUUCUUCUAGGGCAGGAUAGGAGGACGGUUCCACAUCUACCCAGGAGCUGUGGGAGAGGAGGAGGGGGUGGCUGAACACCUCCCCAUGCUGCAGGCUGCAUCCAGUGUGGGGCUGAGGUGUCCUGAGGAAAACAGCGUCCAUACUCUGCCCAAAACACCUGUUAACUCUAGCACAACUUAAUAACGCUGUUGAGGACUGGUGUGAACAGUGUCAGCGGUGUAAUUGAGAACAUCUGCCUGUUCCAUACUGUCCCAAGUUAAAACUGGUCUGGAGGCAGCAGAAAUGACUUUGGAGGUCAGGGGUGAUUGUGCCUUUUGAGCAGGUGUCACUGGGAAUUGUGUGAAGUCUGUUUAUAAAGCCCCAGUUACCACUUGUUUUAUUUUUCUUUCAUGCAUCCUUGAGUUCAGAAAGCUCUUGGCUGUACUGCCAGCACAGCUUCUGCAGAAUGGAUAAACCUUGAAGGAUUUCUUUUCCUAAAACCUCAUUUAAGCAGAUUGUUUAUUCUCAUUUCAGUGCACCGUUAACACUGGGGGAUUCCCAGGAUUGCCAAGACUUGGUUGUCCUUUGUCCCUGCAGGUCCUUUCCCAAGGAGGCCGUUGUGAGCCGGGAUUUGAGAUAGGGUUGGGUAUCAGGCAAGCUUCUCAUCAGAAACUCCUGAGCGCUGAGUGUGUGCAGCAGCAUCACCUCCCUCCUCAGGAGUGUGGCUUUGCCUUCUGCAGCGGCAUCAGGAGAGGGAGGUCAUGUGUUUCUGCCUUUUCUUACUGUUCCAACUCACAAAAUAACAAAUUCUCCUCAUUGAAGGAGGAGCCAGGUUGAGAAUGGGAUGAGGGCAGGAGCAUUGGCUGAGCCUCAGGUAGAUGAGCUUUCUGCUGGGUUAUUGACCUGUGCUGUAAGGACAGGGGUGCUGCUGACCUCAUCUUCUGCUCCCAUAUGGUUUAGAUCCAAGAGUGGCCCUGCCUUGCCCAGUCUGGUAUCUUGGCCAGUUUUUCUUUCCCCAUGGAGUUGUGCCAUGCUGUCUGUCUGUCUGAUUCCCUUCAUGGAUGUUUGUCUCCCCAUUAGGAACAUCCCCCUUGGCCAGCCCGGGAGCUGCUCUAAAUGUUGUGUGUACCCCUGUUAUUGUCUGCCUUUUUCAGGGCUACCAGAAACAUUUCUUUGGGAUUUUUUUUUUCGGUUUUUUAAAGUCAGCGAACUUCUCUCUAUUCUGUGGGAAGAAGAGCAGCCACAGCCCUUCCUUUUCCACCUCUGUUAUUCCUGCUCAGAAACUUUGGAUUUACACUGAUGCUCUUAGAAAUCCCAUUCAGUACUGUAUGACAAGGGGCACUUUAGGAAUGUCUCUCCUCCUUUGAUAUAUGUUUUCCCUAUGGAGAAAGCUAUAUAUAAAUAUAUAUGUACACUUGGGGAUUCAUAAGAUCUGAUUUUCCCCCCCCCCCAAAAAUCAAUAAAUAUGAAGUUUACAAGAAAUCUCUUCUUGUUGUUGAAUAAUAUUAGUUAUUGUAACCAUGCCACAGAAACAAUAGAAAAACAAUAGAAUAGAAAAUGGUAGUUUGUGAGGAUUUUCUAUCCUGUCACACCUGGCUCAGACCCUGUUGGUCAGUGGAGAUGGUUCUGCUGAGUGCAGGUGCCCUUGCAGCCCACACGCUCCAUGUCCUGCUGUCGACAGCCAAGUGCUGCUCAGGAGCUGGACCUGUGCUUGGAGCUCAGCCAGCACUGCCAGAGGUGUUUGCAGCUGGGCAGAUGUGUGGGCACAGACCCCCAGCAUGGCUUGGUGCCCUGAGAAACCUUGUGCUGGGCUGAGCCUGCCCGCGGUAGCCUGGCGCCUGCCAAAGCCACUUCCAGCUCCUCUGCCAGAGAGGUGCAGGCAGAGGGCAAAGAACCCAAACUGCUACUUUAAAAUGAUCCUGAAAAGAGCUCUUAAUGCUGACACUUUAGAUACAGGAAUGUAUUCCUGACCUCACCAGUAAAAAUUAUUCAGAUCUGUGUAGUUUAUCUUAGGAAGGGAAGUGAUCUGAUUUCCCAUGUUCUCUGCAGUUGCUUGCGUGAGAUCUGAGAGGCAGCAGGGCUGUGUGUCCUUGGGGACACGUGGGGGCAGCUGGUCACCCACAUUUCACAUGGGGAAAUAAGGGCUGGAGCCAAACUGCUGCUGUCGGGGUUGUUCAGCACGUAUGUGUGUGUGUCCAUCUGUCUGUCUGUGCUGGGGUUGAGUGUUGGGUGCCGACAGCCAGAAGGGCUCCAGUGCCACCACUGGGCCCCUGGCCACUGGCACAGCUGGGUUUUGGUUUUUUGAGCAGAACUGGACAGAGGGGACAGCCCUUUGCUCUCCAGGCACCCACAGCACGGCCGGAGCAUUCCUCAUCCCACUGAGCCGGCUGCUGCCUCUGCUCUUGGGCUCCUUGUCUUUUUUUUCUUUGUUUUAUUUCAAAGUGGCCUUCUGUAACAAAAGAAACUAAAAAAAUGCCUUUGGGUGGUUUAGGUGGAGGUGAGGUGUCGCUGCUGUGUCGGUGUCGGUGUGGUUGUCCGUGCGCACGCCUGGUAGAUUCCUGUAGACAUGCAAUGCAAGGCUUAUUGUGUCUGGUUUUUGUAUGUAGCCUGUGUCUCUUUGGACUGGUUUGCAUCCUGAGGGCGUUUUUUGCAUUUAAAGAAAAAAAGUGAGAACUGUUCCAGGUUGGGUGGGUACAAGGGGCUCUGGAGACCUCCUGUGUGCCAGGGGUCGGGGGGAAGGUGUCCUUUGCCCCAUGUGAUGACUUGCUUGUUUGGCCCUUUUGCUUUCUGUGAUGGGAAUCCAGUGUCCCAGUGGGGUGAGCAGCCUUAGCCAGAUGAACCAGUUGACCUCUGUUUACCUGAACAGGACUUUGGCUCAGCCUGUCUUUGUGUUCAGGCACUUGCUUAAUUAGUUUAGUUAGAUACGUGGCUGCUGCAGAGGGCUCAUGGAGCUGGUGCGGAGGUGAGCAGCUCUGAGCACUCACAGGUGAGGCUCCUCUGAGACUUGGCAUGUUUUUUUCUGAACAGUUGUUCAUUCCAGUCUUAUUUUGAUUCUAAAAGGUAUGGGGGUGUGGAGAGGAAAACCCUCAUAUUUCUGGCCUGUUUUCCAUCCCUUGUUAUCAUUUGGGACAGAUUAAAAUGGAUUAUAACACUUAUCUUUAGGUUAUUUCCUCCCUGAGUGAAACAUCAGUUGUUAGAAGUGGAUGUUUAGUGUUAAGGAAAAUAGGCUGUGGGUAGACUCAGUCAUGGCUUCUUUCUGUCCCUUUUAUACAGAACUUGAUAAUCCAAACUUGAACUAUUAAAAUAUCAGCCCUAGCCCAGCACUGGGUGGGUGCAGUCUUGGCAGAGGUUGUGUUCUGCUGUUCCCAGGCUGGCUCACUCCUUGCCUGGGGCUGCUGAACAGCGAAGGAAGGCCCCACUCGCCUCUGUCCCUGCACUGUCAGUGUGGGACAGGGCUGUUCCAUGCUGGGAUUUGGUGGGAGUGGGCUGUGGGAUGUCAUGGUGCUUCUCAUCAGGACAUCAUGGCUGGUUCUGCUCUAGCUCUGGAUGAAGCCCAUUGACUCACCCCAUUCCUUGUGCUGUGAAUAGGAAUUUGAGUGUGAGGGAGCGCUGGUGCAGAAGCCACCACGGCUCACCAGGGAAAUGCUCUGGGCUCCCAGCACAUCUCUGUUGUGAGAUUUUCCCUGGCUGGCUGGCAGGCAGGCACAUCCUCCCCGAGGCUGUGUUGCUGUGGCAGGCACAGGCCCGCGCUGGCUGCGGUGCUGCCUGUGCCGGCUGUCGGGAACGCUCUGGCCGGAGCCGCGCUGGCCGCGAGCUGCCCGCGGGAUCCCGGUGCAAAUGCCUUAUGGAUACGCCUUAACAACCUGAGCCAAAAGUGUGGUGGGGCUUGACAGAGCAAGAAAUCAGGGACUGACUGCAACCACCCAAUGAUGUAUUGGCUUCUGGUCAGGCCCCAGCCUGGGCAUUGCUGGGUGAGGAGCCGUGGUGGGAGCAGGGACCCCCUGCUCUGUCCACUGCAUGUGACCUCCCUCCCUCCUGCCUAAAGCAUUUAUUUAUUUUAUCUGGCUGUGCUCCCCGCUUUAGGAAUGUGUCACUGGAGCUGCUGACUGAGCCCAGUUGCUGCCGUCGCUGGCCUGGAGCCCCCAUCCCUCCCCUGCACCUCACAGGAGCCCCCAUGUCACACUCACCUGGGCAGGUGCGAUCUGUGUUUACAGUGAGGACGUGUCACUGUGUUACCGAUUUACUGAAAUACUGAAUAUUGACAAACUCUAGACUGUAAAGAUUUUUAUGUGUUUGGAUACAUCUGCUAUGUGAAAAAGCAACUAAUUUUGUACAUAUUGUAUUUUUACUAUUCAGCUGUACAAUACUGGCUCUUCAUGCUCCAGAAUUUAGGUAUCCAACAUGAAUGAUAUCCAUGUAAUAAGCACUUGCCUGAAAUAAAUAUAAAACUGAAAUAAACAUGCACUGAAAUCGGAAA